Molecule: messenger RNA, 2042 nt
Organism: Mustela lutreola (European mink)
Lineage: Eukaryota; Metazoa; Chordata; Mammalia; Carnivora; Mustelidae
Gene: SP7
Product: Sp7 transcription factor
Exons: 3
Coding region: 232-1527 (431 amino acids)
Biological process (GO): regulation of transcription by RNA polymerase II
Molecular function (GO): RNA polymerase II cis-regulatory region sequence-specific DNA binding; DNA-binding transcription factor activity, RNA polymerase II-specific
Source: RefSeq, a predicted model, not a curated record
GCGGCGGCCUCAGCAGCAGUAGGAGAGCGGCGGCGGCGGCAGCAGCCAGGACUCUGGAGUCAGAGUAGGACUGUAGGAUCGCAGCCCGAGUGGGAACAGGAGUGGAGCUGGCCUGGGAGAGGAGUGCAGCCCUCGAGGGGCCCUGAGGCCACCCCUUGCCCGCACUCCCACUGCCAGACCUCCAGGGAGGAGAGACCCAGGACACCCAGCCCCAGAGCCCCCAGCCUCAGGAUGGCGUCCUCCCUGCUUGAGGAGGAAGCUCACUAUGGCUCCAGUCCCCUGGCCAUGCUGACGGCAGCUUGCAGCAAAUUUGGUGGCACCAGCCCUCUGCGGGACUCAGCGACACUGGGCAAAGCAGGCGCCAAGAAGCCAUACCCUGUGGGCAGUGACCUUUCAGCCCCGAAAACCAUGGGGGAUGCCUACCCAGCCCCCUUUACAAGCACCAAUGGGCUCCUCCCACCUGCAGGCAGUCCUCCUGCGCCCACCUCGGGCUAUGCCAAUGACUACCCUCCUUUUUCCCAUUCGUUCCCUGGGCCCACGGGCACCCAGGACCCUGGGCUACUAGUGCCCAAGGGCCACAGCUCUUCUGACUGCCUGCCCAGUGUCUACACCUCUCUGGACAUGGCACACCCCUACGGCUCCUGGUACAAGGCAGGCAUCCACGCAGGCAUCUCACCGGGCCCAGGCAACGCUCCUACUCCUUGGUGGGACAUGCACCCUGGGGGCAACUGGCUAGGUGGUGGGCAGGGCCAGGGUGAUGGGCUGCAAGGGACACUGCCCACAGGUCCGGCUCAGCCUCCACUGAACCCCCAGCUGCCCACCUACCCGUCCGACUUCACCCCCCUUAAUCCAGCUCCCUACCCGGCUCCUCACCUCCUGCAGCCAGGGCCCCAGCAUGUCUUGCCCCAAGACGUCUAUAAACCCAAGGCAGUGAGCAACAGCGGGCAGCUGGAGGGGAGCGGUGGGGCCAAGACCCCGCGGGGGGCCGGCACUGGGGGCAGCGGCGGAUACGGAGGCGGUGGAGCAGGGCGCUCCUCCUGCGACUGCCCCAACUGCCAGGAGCUUGAGCGCCUGGGGGCGGCAGCCGCUGGGCUGCGGAAGAAGCCCAUCCACAGCUGCCACAUCCCCGGCUGCGGCAAGGUGUACGGCAAGGCGUCGCACCUGAAGGCGCAUCUGCGCUGGCACACGGGCGAGCGGCCCUUCGUCUGCAACUGGCUCUUCUGCGGCAAGCGCUUCACCCGUUCGGACGAGCUGGAGCGCCACGUGCGCACCCACACCCGGGAGAAGAAGUUCACCUGUCUGCUCUGCUCCAAGCGCUUUACCCGGAGUGACCACCUGAGCAAACACCAACGUACCCAUGGCGAGCCAGGCCCAGGACCCCCUGCCAGCGGCCCCAAGGAACUGGGGGAGGGCCGCAGUGCAGGGGAAGAGGAGGCCAGUCAGACGCCCCGACCUUCAGCCUCCCCAGCACCCCCAGAGAAAGCCCCUGAAGGCAGCCCAGAGCAGAGCAAUUUGCUGGAGAUCUGAGCGGGAUGGAGGGGCUCCAGGCCCAGGGCUGCCUUGCUGGCCUUCCCUGGCCUCGUGGACCACUGCUUGCCCCUCACUCCCUUAGCCCCAUGCAUGCUGCCCCUGGGGCUCUUGCCAGCUCUCCCCUGGCCCGUUUUAGGCCUGGGUGUCUCCCGGCAUGCCUCCGCAGCUCACCCCUCCCUUUGCCGUGAGCCUGUUCCACAGACUCUCAUCUCAGGCCCUCACCUUGUGCCUGGUUUCUGCCCUCUGGCUUCCUAAGAUCUUCCCUCACUCCUGCACACAGCUUCCCUCUCCUCUGCUCUUACCACCCCAUCUCAUUUUCCUUCCAUCUGGGUUCCUGACACUUUGUUUCUCCAGCUCACUAACUCCUUGACAAGCAUCCUUCCUGCUUCCCAAGCUUAUUUACCACUAUUGCUUAGCUUCCAGGCUCCAGUCAUCCCAGCUUCUUCUUCCACUUGCUUUCCAUGCUCCAGAACGUUUUUUUGUUUUUGUUUUUUUACAAACAUAAUGAUGAU